Molecule: messenger RNA, 1770 nt
Organism: Argentina anserina (silverweed cinquefoil)
Lineage: Eukaryota; Viridiplantae; Streptophyta; Magnoliopsida; Rosales; Rosaceae
Exons: 9
Coding region: 133-1326 (397 amino acids)
Source: RefSeq, a predicted model, not a curated record
CUUGAAACCAACGAAUUCUCCGACAAUUUUUGAAUUCUCUCCCCUCAAAAUCUCCGAAACUGCAGCUUUGAAUCAGUUUCCAGAGAGCCCUGAAGCCCUUCUUAACCCAGAUCGCAGUUUCAGAAGUCAUUGAUGUCGAACAGCAGCAGCAGCAGCAAUAGUGACAACUCAUUCGAUAUCGAGGAGCUCGUACAGAUUGGGACAAGAUGCAAAGAGCUAAAGAAAGAAAAGGACAUGCUGAAAGAAUCACAAUCCCAAAGCUUCGGGCUAAUCAGGAGUCUUGAUGUACAUAUGAAGUCAUUGUCUGAAUUCCGCACAGAAGACAAGAAACAGAUUCAACUGUUAGAGAAAGAACUCAAAAACUGCACUCAAGAAAUAGAUUACCUUCAAGAUCAACUUAAUGUGAGGGACACUGAAGUGAACCUUCUGGAAGAACGUGUACAUAGCCUUGAGUUGGAAUUGGCAGGCAUGGAGAAUUUAAAGGUGACAGUUGACAGGUUAAGGGAUGAACUGAAGAGGUCCUAUUCAGAGUGCUUGUUCUUGAUGCAAGAAUUAGAAAGCAAAGAAGUAGAGUUACAGAAUUCAAAUUUGUGCAUAGAGAAACUGGAGGAGUCAGUUUCAUCCAUGUCAUUAGAGUCUCAGUGUGAAAUAGAGAGUAUGAAGCUUGAUGUAUUAGCCUUGGAGCAGAAGUGCCUUGAAGCUAAGAAGGUGCAGGAAGAAACUGUUCGAGAAAAAACUAGGAUGAGUGAAUUAAUUCAAGAACUUGAGAUUCAAUGUCAGGAUGCACGAAAAACUACUGAUUACUUAGAUAUGGACAAUAAGGUACUAAGGGAGAAGCUUGAUACCUCAGAGACAAAUACUAGGAUCUUUUGUCAGAGGGUUGAAAGGUGGCUGGAAAACGAUAGAUUUGAAUUCAAGUUAGAGUCAUUGUUAGGUGAGCUAGAGGAAAAGCACAAAUUUUCAACAGAUACGAGCACCUGUGGAGAAGUCUUGGAGUCACUGUUUUCCAAAUUGGCAAUGAUACUGGCACCAGAUACCAAUUUGAUGGUGAAGAUGAAGGAAAUGACACACGAAUAUGAACUUAUUGUGAAGCAACUAAAGGAAGAACUGGCAGAAGAAAAGUUGAAGGCAAAAGAAGAAGCUGAGGAUCUGGCUCAAGAAAUGGCUGAACUCAGAUACCAACUUACAGGCUUGCUUGAAGAAGAGUGUAAGCGUCGUGCUUACAUUGAACAAGCAUCCCUACAAAGAAUUGCUGAGUUAGAAGCACAGGUUCAAAAAGCUCGCACAAAUUCCUCUGCUGCUCUUCUCAGUCUCGAUGAAUUGUAGUGGUGAAUCGUCUACAGUUGCGAGUUUUAAUCAAUAGAGGUUCAUAAGCGCAGGCGUGACAAUUCGAGAUUUGAGUGACUUGGAAAGAUGGCUGGCUUUCAUUCAGCCUGGCAUCUCUUUUGGCUACAAUGAAGAUAUCUUCGGGAUGUGAAACUGACACUGAUGACACUGGCCAGUCUCCCAAUGGAACACAACUUCAGACUAAGAUGCAACCUAUUUUUGUUGAGAAUGUCCAACAUGGUGGAGUGGUGGAUGACAGAUUGGUCAUGAUUAAAUCAAUUCAAAAAGUUGAAUGUGAUGAAUUGCUUUAGUGAGUUCAGUUAUUGGCUUACAAUUCGAAAGAGUACAAUAUGAUUGAUUCACUGGAACCCUAGUAAGUUUAUCCUCAUUGUAUUGUGACAUCUGUGGUAUAUAUUUGAAGUUGAUUUUACAAAUUACAAGUUG